Nannospalax galili (Upper Galilee mountains blind mole rat) is the source of this 1710-nucleotide messenger RNA. RefSeq names its product chromosome unknown C3orf35 homolog (gene Aprg1). The record is from RefSeq and is a predicted model, not a curated record. Lineage: Eukaryota; Metazoa; Chordata; Mammalia; Rodentia; Spalacidae.
AUGGAAUUGGAGUUCUACAGGAGAACCACGGGAAUGGUUUUACAGAGAUACAGGCUGCGAAUGUUCCCAGUGCAAAAGCCAUGUGAAAAAAUAAAGAUCUGGAGAGGCAAAAUAUUUUUGGAAAAGAACAUGGAAGAAGAACCAGCUAUGAGUUGGAAGAGUGAAUGCUUGAGGCCAAGGUCAGGCAUAGACGACUGCUGCUACAUAUGGUUCAUUCGUGGAAGGUGUGUGCAAGUACCCAGAGAGGUCAGAAGGGAGCAUCAUAUUCCCAAGAGUGGAGAUACAGGCAUUUGUGAACUGACUGAUGUUGGGAUCCGAACUCUGUCCUCUAUAGACCAGCUCUUACCCACUGAGCCAUCUCUCCAGCCCCCUCAUGUGAUUUUAAAAUAUUCCACAUCCUUCCAGAGUGGUUUCAGUGUCGUCCAGCUGCAUCAAGCUUUCACACAAAGGUUUCAGCAAAGCGCUCCCAGAGCCUGCUUCAGAAUCCUUGUCCACAGGAAGACAACAGCAACAAGAAAGUCGUGUAAACUUUCCAGAACAUGCCCAGAGCUAGAACAUGGGAUAUAGAAGUUGUUAUGGGCCCAAAUUUUUCACAUAAGAAUUGGAAAUGAUAGAACACAAAGAAAAACAAACAGAGGGAGGCCGCCUAAUGCAGAGCAGAUGGGACUGCAGGCUGCUAAGCAUUUCAACAGCUUUCCUUUCGACCUCUGGACUCAGGAUGACUGAGGGCUGGCUCCCUCAGCUAAAAAUAAAGGCGGCACCAUGGGAGAAACCAUAAACACCACUGCUUUGAUUUCUACGGGGUGAUGAAGUUUACAAGAACCUACUGUAUUCUGUGACAGGGCAGCAGAGAUGGGGAUAGUUGAUCUGAAAGCCUCUUCUCUGUCCCAGGUCCUGCCUCCAGGUUCCUGUCCUCAAUUCCUGCUUUGGCUUCCCUCAGUGAUGAUCUGUCAUUUGGAAGAGUAAGAUGCAACAUACCCUUUCCUCCCUAACUUGGUUUUGGUCAGUGUUUUUGUCGCAGCAACAGAAAGCAAACUAGGACACUAGGUAAGCACUGAGCAACACCCAGCCUUCAUCUGCAGUGUGGAUGCUCGCCUCUCUCAAUAGGCAACUUGUCAUGAUCUACGAGGAGCCGAUGCUCCCAGAAACAGACAGAAAACGUUUCCUUCCAGGCUUACUGAGACCACCUGCAGAGGAGAAGGCAUUGCCAUCUUUAGAAGUGAAACCUGAACAUUUCUAUUAAGAAAACUUUCAGGGGCUUCUAUUGCCCUUUGGAUAAAUCUUUUCCUGGUUUUCCAGGUUCUUCCACCUUCUCUCCACCUGUUCUUAUGCAGUGACUUGUGAAGGACGGGACUUUCCAAGAAUGGGAGAAUCUUGGACUCUAUCUUGGGGGUAAUCAGCAGCUGUCCAGUUGGACUUAAGACACACUCCGUGGGUGGGAAUUCAUGUGUGGUACAGUAAACACAGCCGAGUACACAUAACUGGAGAGGUCACAGACUCUAGAGAAAAACUUCCUUCUGCCACUUUCCUAGACCAAAAUAAUUUCUUACUAUAUUCUAAAUACAUACCCUCAUUUAAAGAUAAGCAUACCUCUCCUCAUCAAAGAAGUUACUUUUUGCAACAGGUGGAGACUAUUAACAGAGUUCCAAAACUGGUCAAAGGCAGUGAAUAAGUAUCUGUGAGGUGCCUAGCUCUACACCUAAGGCUCAG